AAUACAGUAGUCAAACACAUCAUCCUUGGAAAGUAGGUCAAAGGAAACCGGUCACCGGAGAUUCUCAUCAGCUUCAUCGCCAUUGUUUCUAGUAAAAAAUGGUUGGCGGUAGGGUUGCUCAUCCUGUGUUGAAAGGCCCUAGUGUGGUCAAGGAGUUGAUCAUUGGAUCAGUGCUUGGCUUAGCAGCUGGUGGUUUGUGGAAGAUGCAUCAUUGGAACGAGCAGAGAAAAACAAGGGCGUUCUAUGAUCUUUUGGAGAAGGGAGAGAUAAGCGUUGUUCUUCAAGAGUGAACUUUUGGUUCCUGUGAAUUUUAAAUUUAAUGACUUAAACCAGAGAUGUUACUCUGGAAACCUUAAAAAAAAUAAGUUUUGUAUUGGAUUUAUGCAAAAAGUUGCUUUUUUUAGAACUCCGCAAAUGUUGUUUCUUGAUUCUCAUCUUAAAAAAAUUCUAUUAUAUCCAA
Erigeron canadensis is the source of this 460-nucleotide messenger RNA. Its product is annotated as cytochrome c oxidase subunit 5C-1. The record is from RefSeq and is a predicted model, not a curated record. Bases 99 to 290 code for a protein of 63 amino acids. The transcript is spliced from 2 exons. Lineage: Eukaryota; Viridiplantae; Streptophyta; Magnoliopsida; Asterales; Asteraceae.